Molecule: messenger RNA, 2549 nt
Organism: Cutaneotrichosporon oleaginosum
Lineage: Eukaryota; Fungi; Basidiomycota; Tremellomycetes; Trichosporonales; Trichosporonaceae
Biological process (GO): pseudouridine synthesis
Cellular component (GO): nucleus
Molecular function (GO): pseudouridine synthase activity; RNA binding
Source: RefSeq, a predicted model, not a curated record
CGCACGCCCCACAUCCACCAACUCCUACGCUCCUCGCUCACCACUGCAGAUGGAAGUCAAUCAAGAAGGCAAGCGCGCGCUCGCGUAUGCCCCCGAGCCGUCUGCCAAGCGCCCGCGCGCGUCUCCCGGCACGCACGCCCUGCCACAGCCCUUGUCGCGCCUCGGGCUGACGCCGCAGCCCCCCGUCCUCCCGUCGUCGCUCGAGCUCGCGACGGGCACGAAAGCUGACUUGUCCGCGCGCAAAGGCUUUGUAGGCGAGCCCGAGGUCGGAAUCCUCGCGUACCUCGGCGAUCCCGCCUAUGCGGGCAUCCAAGGUGUCAUCAAGCAGAGAUUCACCGACUUCCUCGUGAAUGAGAUCUCGCUGGCUGGCGAAAUUGUGCACCUUGUCGAUAUUGGUGCGCCGGAGAGCGAGGCGCAGGCUGGCCCGUCAAACCCGAAGCCCGAGGCUGCAGAGCCCAAAGGCUCGGAAGGCGAAGGCGCGCAAGGCGCGGAAGGGAAGGCGGAAGGUCCUCUGGGACUGGCCUUUGACCACCCGGACUGGCCCGCCACUGCCACCGCUGCGCUGCGGGAGCACUUCUCCGACGAGACGAUCGCAGCCCUCCAUACCCUUCUUGUCGAGGGCAAGGAUGUGCGCCGGCCCCUGGAUGCCGGUUGGGGCGGGCCGCGGAUAAAGAUGACCGAGGAGGAGGAGGCGAUGAACGUCACCGUAGGGCAGGGGCGUGACCGUGGCCGCGGGCGACAAGGUGGGCGCGGCCAGAGCCAAGGCGGCGGGGGAGGAGUGAACAAGCGUGAGGUCGUGCAACUCAUCGCCGAGAAGGAGGCGCGGGGUGCCGCGCACAAAGCGAUCCGCGAGUUGUUCAAGGGCCGCUUCGAGUCGUUGGCGCGCGACGACCCCAGUGGGGGGCAGCAGAUCGUCAUCCGCUGGGCCCAGGGGGGGCAGCGGCAGCCCGCAAAGCCGCGCUCCACCUUGCCCCGCUACAUCCACUUUACGUUGCAGAAGACGAACCGCGAGACCAUGGACUGCCUCGGCCACAUUUCGCGCGUCCUCAAGGUGCAUAACAAGGACCUGAGCGUGUGCGGGACAAAGGAUAAGCGUGCGGUCACUGUGCAGCGUGUGUCCUUCAAGCGCGGAACCUGGACUCUGGAGAAUGUGUGGAGGGCCGUCAAUGGCGUCAAGGCCGGACGGAGGACAGAGGAGGAGGCAGUGACGCGCCGCGGAGACCGCGGGACCCGGAUCGGCGACCUCUGCUAUGCCCAGAAGCCGCUCGACUUGGGCAUGCUCAAGGGUAACCACUUCACGAUUACUCUCCGGAACGUGCAGACCAGAGAUCCCGCGGCUGUCGACGCCGCCAUGGAGUCGAUCCGGGAUAAUGGCUUCAUCAACUAUUACGGCAUGCAGCGCUUCGGGACGUCUACGGUCCCCACGCACGUCACUGGUUUGCUGCUUCUGCAGCAGCGGUGGGGCGAUGCCGUUGACUCCAUUCUCUCGCUGCGCGAAGGCGAGCAUCCCGAGUGCACGCGCGGCCGGCUGGCAUGGUUGGAGGACGAGGAUUACAAGAAGGCCUUGGAGAUUAUGCCCCGCCGUUCCGUCGCCGAGCGCGCGAUCUGGGAGCACUGGAGGAAGGGCAACCUUGUCAAGGACAAGCUUGGGGCGCUGACCGCGAUCCCCCGCAACCUGCGCAGCAUGUAUGUCCACGCGUACCAGAGUUAUAUCUGGAACCUGGUAGUGUCCGCCCGCAUCAAGAUGUCCAACACGUCCGCGCUCCCCGGCGACCUAGUGUACGCCGACGGCGGUGACGACGAAGACGAGGACGGCAAAGCUCGCUCCGCCGCCACGCGCGAAGUCAAGCAGUUGACGGAGGCCGACGUCGCGAACUACCGCCUCACGGACGUGGUCAUGCCCCUGCCCGGCUGGCACAUUGAGUAUCCCGGCGGCGCGCUCGGCAAGCUGUAUGAGGACGUGCUCGCCGCCGACGGGCUGAACCCGCACAAGAUGAGGCGCGAGCAGCGCGAGUACUCGCUGCCGGGGAGCUACCGCAAGAUUGUGCACAAGCCGGCCAACGUUACGUGGGCGCAUGUCCGGUACACGGACCCCGAUGUGCCGCUCACGCAGGCGGACGAGGACCGCCUGCUCGGCCUCAAUGUGCCCGCGAAGGAUGAUCCGGAGGGCAAGUUUGGCGCGCUCAUCAUCUCGUGGUCGUUGGGCACGUCGUCGUAUGCUACGAUGGCGCUGCGCGAGAUCACGAGGCAGGAGACGUCGGCGUGGCACCAGACGGGGCUUACGGCCGAGGGGGAGGACCAGGCGCACAAGGGUGCGGCGGAGAAGGGUGAGGGUGAGGUGGAGGGAGUGGAUGCGAUGGAGGAGUGAGAGAGUGGCAAUGCAUUAGGCGUCAUUGGCUGUCGGUCUGCUAUGAGAGGUUAUGUGCAGGACCGGAACAUUGGAGAGGAUACGGUGCGGAGGUGGACGGCUGCUUGGUCUCUAGCUGCCCCGUAACUCACCGCAGAGUCGAAGUGUGCAUAUCCAAAAAGCCAUCUAAUGGCAAGAACCU